AUGGCGAAAUCUAUUUGGCUACGUGCCACUAGACAAUCCGGAUGGUGCCGAUGUAUCAUUUGCCGAGACAGAAUGCUGGAUAGCCCGGAUCCUCUUCACUUUUCUGAAGACGCUCAAAAGUUUCAAAAACGACUACGGAAGAAGUCCAAAGCAGUUAAAAAAGGAACAUAUUUCGCAAAUAAGAAUGAACUGCAUGGACUACAAAAUGGGAGAGCCUUCAAAGAACCUACAUGGAAGACUGAUAAACCAGAAAGUAAUAAUGCCAAGUCCCAUUCUGCGCCACCCGUUAGCAGUAUACCAAAGACAACAUGCAAUAGAGAUGCUGGAGCCGAUGUGACUGCAACUCCCACAGCUAAGACAAGCAACCUCUCAUCAAGAUUGGACAGCAUUAAGGCAGAAAACAGCGACACCGAUGAGACAUCCAACACGCUUGUAGAUGAAAAGAAGCUCGAUUCAAGCCCUUCAAUAGGAGAGGACAGUGUAGUAGAGUUUAUCGACUGCACCAAAAACCAGAUUACUUCGGGAAUUUAUGAUAAGAGAAGAAAAGGAGGUGGCAGGCGAAUACUGAGUAGCUUGCAAACGAUUCUGGAAAACAGCUCCUCAAGCACUCUGGACUCCUCCAUACUCAAAGGUAACCCAAAUGACGAGCUUUGGAAAGAUGAUGAGCUUGACCUCUAUAGAAUGCAUUCGUUUCAAAAUCUUCAUCAAUUGGCACCACCUUUCUAUCACGACAGUGAAAGCAUGGACAGCUAUGGCACCAUAACCAGCCAAGAACUAUUGGAAGCAUUCGAAAAAGGAGCUGAGGACAACAUGAACACUCCUCUCUACUGCCCUAAAGAUAAUCGACAUGCAAGUGAAGAUGGAAACUAUACUUACACUGAUCUAGUCUACGUUUCAACGCCACAAAAAAUAUAA
This is a messenger RNA of Haemonchus placei, 915 nucleotides long. NCBI's taxonomy places the organism in Eukaryota, Metazoa, Nematoda, Chromadorea, Rhabditida, Trichostrongylidae. The record is from the annotation of a GenBank genome assembly.